Molecule: messenger RNA, 2196 nt
Organism: Loa loa (African eye worm)
Lineage: Eukaryota; Metazoa; Nematoda; Chromadorea; Rhabditida; Onchocercidae
Product: GTP-ase activating protein for Arf containing protein
Exons: 12
Coding region: 124-1659 (511 amino acids)
Molecular function (GO): metal ion binding; GTPase activator activity
Source: RefSeq, a predicted model, not a curated record
GCAGGAUUAAUCAGUUGCUGGAAUGCUUCGUUAUGGCGUAAGUCUGGCGUAGAAUUGUACGGGGAAAGUUGAGCAUUGGAAUAUAACAGUUCAUCUGUCUGCUACUCGUUAAAGCGUCACAGUAUGCCACUGAAAAGCCGAAUCGAUGCAAAAAGAACAGAGUCUGAACGUUUGCAGGCGAUAGUGGUCGAUCUUUUACGAGAAGAGGAGAACAAAUAUUGUGCUGAUUGCGAAGCGAAACAACCUCGAUGGGCAUCCUGGAAUCUAGGAGUAUUUCUUUGCAUACGAUGUGCCGGGAUCCAUCGUAAUCUCGGUGUUCAUCUCACCAAGGUGAAGUCGGUCAAUUUGGAUUCAUGGACCCCAGAGCAGGUACAAAGUAUGCGGGUCAUGGGCAAUAAAAUGGCACGCCGUGUUUAUGAAGCAGAACUUCCUGAGCACUUUCGUAGACCACAAACAGAUUCUGCUCUCGAAUCAUUCAUCAGAGCAAAAUAUGAACAAAAGAGAUAUAUCCUGAAGGAUUGGUCGCCACCUCCGCUGGAUGUGAACGACUUGCCACUUCCUCUGGACAAGAGACAAAUUCCUGUUCACAGUGCACGCUCAAAUGUUAGAGAAAGAAAUCACUUCUCGGAUUCAGCGCUAAAGGCAAGAAGUAUGGCUAACAAUUCCAAUGUGGCAAAUGCUGCUACUGAUAUAAAGAGCGACACAGUUACAGAUGUACCGCUCCUAGACCUAAGCACUCCUAUAGUCGAAGUCUGUCGCAGUGAACUUCCACCUAAUUUGCCUUUUGCUGUGAUGGAUAAAAAUACAGUGGAUCUAAAUGAUAGCAUCAUGCUCAACGAGAGCAAUGAAAUGGAAGAUUUCGGUCCAAUUGUUUCUGCUCCGCCCGCGAAAUUGCGAUCUGAUAUUUUUGCCACAGAUGCUAUAGCGUCUUCUUCAAAUGUUAAAAGCAGUCUCAUGACUGGUGGUUCGGAAAACAAUUUAGAAGACUUAGCAUCGGUGUUAAGAUCUAGUCCCGUAGUGAAUGAGAAAAAGAGCACUUCGGAUAUCCUUGCCUUGUAUGGAACUGCAUCUAAAUUUUAUCCUCGGUCAACAAAGCAUCAGCGUCGAAUGCAGCAAUGUUCUGAGGUUUCAUCCGGUGAUGACAAGUCUGGUAAACCAAAAAACACACAUUUUUUUGACACGUCCAAUGUUGGGUCAUUUUUCGGCCCAUCCGUUGGUCCUCUUACUCAGCAGUCUUGUGGAUCUCAAAACGGUUAUACACAGUUUGCCAUAUUUGGACCAGAAAGAAAUACUUUACCAGCGGGAAAUUUUUUCCUAAAUCGUGAGACAGCGGCAAUGUUCGCCGCUGCUUCACCUUUCGCUAAUAUUCCAGUGGCAACAGAACAUGGAGUUUUAUCAAGCUCUCAGACGGCUAGUUCGGGACAUAUGGACACACCACCCAGAAAAUUUUCUGUUGGAUUCAGCACUAACCACAAUACAGCACCAAGUAACAUCCAGCUAAAAUCGGAUGAUAGUGGAAGUAAAUUUAUUUCCUAUGGCACUGCAGAGGAAACGAGAAGCCCAGCCCUGAAUCAUCUAAUGGCAGAUUUUGGUCAGUUCAGUAUGGGUGGCGAACCUAGGGAACAGAAUAAAGCACAGAAAAAUAUUUCGUGGAAUUAGGAUCACAUACUAAUGUGCAGAGCUCGUUUGUAUUACGAAGAUUUUUUACAAACAUUUCACAGUUUGCCAUCAUAACAUGUACAACUUCGUACAACAUUUCUGCAACAUUUUGUAUUGUAAUAAAUACUCUUUGUCCUACCGAUUUCUACGUAUUUCAGCCUGUUUUUGAUGUAGACUUCUGUAAGAUUUCUCAGUGGUACAUAAACUUUUGCUUUAUAAUUUUUAUUGAAAAACCAUUUUCGUAUUUCCCAUCGCUUGGUGUUUUGUUUACGACGGCUCGUCAUUAAAUCAUGAGCCCAUGACCUGUUAACUGGUCUCAUGUUCGAAUUUCGUAUUUCCCAGAAGGUAUUCGUUUUGAUAUUGUUUUCUAGGUUCAGAAUUCUCUCCUCUAGUUGUCAUUUAUCACUCGAUCACCGUUGACUUCUUUCAUGAACUUGGGGCUUGCAUAAAGUCGUUUAGCAUUUUUUGCAGUUAAAGGAUUGUUUACUUUCGAGAAUUAAUUCGUGUUACAUUAUAAUGGCAAUAAGUUGUUGAGGG